This is a messenger RNA of Lodderomyces parapsilosis, 768 nucleotides long. RefSeq names its product nucleosome assembly factor (gene ASF1). Gene Ontology annotation, molecular function: histone binding. NCBI's taxonomy places the organism in Eukaryota, Fungi, Ascomycota, Pichiomycetes, Serinales, Debaryomycetaceae. Gene Ontology annotation, cellular component: nucleus. Gene Ontology annotation, biological process: nucleosome disassembly; nucleosome assembly; DNA replication-dependent chromatin assembly. The coding region runs from base 1 to 768 and encodes 255 amino acids. The transcript has a single exon. The record is from RefSeq and is a predicted model, not a curated record.
AUGUCAAUUGUAUCACUAACAGGUAUUGAAGUGCUCAACAACCCUGCCAAGUUCACCGACCCUUAUGAAUUCCAAAUCACAUUUGAAUGUCUUGAGCCAUUAAAAGAAGAUCUUGAAUGGAAAUUAACCUAUGUUGGAUCAUCAGAUUCACUAGAUCAUGAUCAAGAACUUGACUCGAUACUAGUUGGCCCUGUACCUGUGGGGGUGAAUUCCUUUUUGUUCACUGCUGAUGCCCCUAGUCCUGAAUUAAUCCCCGCUAGUGAAUUGGUUAGCGUUACCGUUAUAAUUCUUAGUUGUUCAUACAAUGAUCGAGAGUUUGUUAGAGUGGGGUAUUAUGUCAAUAAUGAAUAUGAUACUGAAGAGUUGAGAGAAAAUCCACCGGCUAAAGUACAGGUUGAUCAUGUCGUGAGAAAUAUCUUGGCGGAGAAGCCUAGAGUGACGAGGUUUAAUAUUGUUUGGGAUAAUGAAGGUGCUGCUGAUGAGUAUCCUCCUGAACAACCAGAAGAUGAAGAAGAAGAGGAGGAGGAGGAGGAUGAAGAGGAUGAUGAAGAGGAGCAAGAUGAAGAGGAUGAUGGAGAGGAUGAAGGGGAUGAAGAUGAGGAAGAUGAGGAAGAUGAAGAUCGUGAAGUUGAUUUAGUUGAUGAAGAUGAUAAUAUGGAAGAAGAAGAAGAAGUGUCGACUUUGAAUGAUAAGGAUCAAAACGCCACCCCACCAGCAACAGCAGGUACAGAGGUAAUUGAAGAAGUAGAUACGCCGAAAGAUAGUUAG